Molecule: messenger RNA, 4700 nt
Organism: Porites evermanni
Lineage: Eukaryota; Metazoa; Cnidaria; Anthozoa; Scleractinia; Poritidae
Source: the annotation of a GenBank genome assembly
AUGGCUUUUCUGGAGUACAUCACGUUUGGGAAUAUCUUUCUUUUUCUCGUUUUUUUGCUGAUCCUCAAUCUGUUGAUUGAACUGUAUCAGUUUAGAAAUAUGCCACCUGGGCCUCGUUUCACAAGCUUACCUUUCAUCGGAAAUAUACUGAGCUUUGAUCGGGGAGCCGCGGGGCAGAGCUUUAUCGCUUCUACCGCAAGGUUUGUUGACUUGUAACUAGAGCAUAGCUUUAUUUUGCACAUUUUUAUAUGGGUUAGAGUUAGGGUUGAAACAUCAGAGGUAAGGAUCUCAGAUACAUAACAACUAAAUCGGUUUAGAUCCUAUUUUUUUUUUCCAGGGAACAUGCAACAUCACUACAAUUAUUUAACUAAUUUUUUUGCCCUCGGUAUAGGGGUAAUCAACAUUUAUUAUAUUUAUGGCUGUUGUAGAACAUAUUUUUUACUUUAGUUGCUGGAAGAAAUUUCUUUUAGCUUAGCAAGUUUUUCAGGAAAACAUUUCUUUCGUAAGGUAAAUGGAAUCUAGCGUUUUUCUUCUGAUGAGAAAAACAUCUGACGAAAUAUUUUAAAAAUAGGGAUUGCAACAAUAUAAACAACAAAGUAAGCGAUUAUGCGUGUACUCACAUGACAAAAUCACGCGAUCCAUUGACAAUGGAGCGCUUAGUUUGCAAAAACAUAGUGCAGCUGAAAUUUUGCUAUCAUACCUUAGACACCCAAAAUCUCUCCCAUAUCUCAGACUAUGACAAUAAACCAAAAACUCUAAUUCUGUAUUUUGUUUCCAUAAAAAUUCCCAUCACUGAUACACUAUUCCUGACCCCUCUGGUUUCUAUGACGCUGCUUAAAAAUCCUACCCUCCCUGUGCAGCAGUACAUUUCUAUAAAGGCCAUAAUAUAUGGGAUCCCUGUGCCAUUACCCUUUGCCCAAUGCCCCCCCACCCACCCUCCCCAGUUAUUAACUGUCCAGGUGUGGAAUUUGUCAUCAAACUCAAUGGUCAUUUUGAUCUAGUGGAUAAAGUUUUGCUGUAAUGGCCCCAAACAAAUUAUAUUGCAAUAAUCAAAGUGCACCUGGAUAUAUAUAUAUAUGUGCACUGUACAUGUACCAUUUUUUGUUUCUACUUGGUUGCAGCUUAGGAGUGACUGAUGACUUGUUGCAUGUAGGCUACAGUAAACUUUGUAAAGCCAUCGGUUAAAAACUAACAUUUUUCACUCCCUUCUUGUUUAAAAGCUUGAGGAAAAAGUAUGGAACUCUUUAUUCUUUGAAACUUGGUGCCUACAAAUUUGUCGUGGCUGAAGAUGCUGACUCGGUGAAGGAGGUUCUGGUAAAGAAAUCUGCAGAUUAUGCAGGAAGACCUCCAUUUUAUAGCUUUGUGUCUACUACACUUGGUAUGUAUAUUGAUCUGUCAAUCUUCAUUUUACAGCCCAACACAGACACCUGGCUGAGUCAAAUAUAAAUCACAUGCUCAUGGGCGGUUUUUGGGGUUGGCCUAGGGGACCACGGCCACCCUUUUUUCUGUGAAAUUUUGUAUUGUUAUUUAAAGAAUUCUCGGUCAAAAUUAAAAGUAUGUAUAAAAAUGCCACGUGUCCUGGCCGCCCCUUUCUGAAUUUUGUGAAUCAGCCGCUGCACACAUAGUGCCUCCUAUCACAACAUUUAUCUGAUAAUAAAAUAUGAAAUUAACAAGUAUCAUGUUUUGCAAUUACGUGUACAUACAUAACCUUUUUGAUGAAAAGGAAAUAGGAACUGUGGGUUUUAGGAAGUUUCGAUCUGAUCCUGAUAUCUCUGAAGCAUUUCUGGUGACUUGUCAGGUCUGUCUUGCUCUUGUGCGCUUUCUCUUUUUCCCAUUACAGUCGUGACAGGGGUUUGAGUUUUUUCGCACAGAGUAAUCAAGUCUCGGCAAGUCUUGAUUUUUACCAUUAAAUUGCCAACCCUACUCUACAACAUAAAACUCCCUAAAAAUUACUGAGUUUGUUAGCCUGCAGGUGCUUUUUUAUUCACAUUUUUCAGGCAAGUAACAUGAAGUAAGCACAAAGCGGGCGUGGAGUGCAAGACGCGCGAAUUUUUCCGUGCCUACCUCCGUCGCGCAUGUCUCGCGCUCCUCACUCGCUUCGCACUUGCCCUCGCUCGCCUAAAAAACGCGAAAAAAUAACGCCCUUAUUUCAGGCUAUUAUUUCACCUGGACGAUCAAACUCAAGCUAGUUUUAGUUUGUUUAUGUUAUUAAUUCUGGUUAUGGUGUCUUUUGUAGGCAGUGCAGUUGUAUUCUGACUUUUUUUUGACUGAUUGAUAUAUUCUUCUUCCUAAUGUAAGGUGGGAAAGACAUUGGAUUGGGGAAUUUUGGUCCUGCAUGGAAAUUCCAUCGCAAACUGUUCAUGACUGCUGUGCGACAAUAUCUAUCCAACCAGGAACUUGUGGAGGAAAGGAUCUCUGAACAAGCCUCAAACCUGCUGAAGUAUUUUGAAGAACAAAAAGGAAAAGAUUUUGAUCCUGCAGAGAUUCUCAUGAAAAGUGUUGCAAAUGUUAUCUGUCGCAUCUCAUUUGGAGAGCACUUUGAUUCAUCCAGUCCAGAUUUUGAUGAGCUCUUGCGCUUGAAUAAUGAGAGCUUCACAGACACUAAGAUGAGUGAAGAUGCCUUCAUCUUAGAUCUUUUUCCAUUGGCGAAGUACUUUCCUUUUGAAAGUUACCAAAAGGAAAUUAAAAUGGCUAACCGAAUGUUUGAAAUCAUUGGCAAGCAGCUGAAGUUACAACGUGAGCGGUUUGAUUCCUCAGCAGAGGUCAAGAGCCUCACAGAAAGUCUUAUAAAAGAGAGAAUCACUGCAGAAGGUGAAGUUGGAUCCGAAGAUAAAGUGAGUAUUCUAUCAGAUGACUACAUUGUCAACACAUUAGAAGACAUGUUCAGUGCUGGGUACGAAACCACAAGUACCACACUACGCUGGGCCAUCGCAUUCCUGAUACACAAUCCUGAGUUUCAGACCGAGAUACAGGAUAAGUUGGAUGAAGUAGUUGGCAGGGAUCGAAUGCCUACAUUGGAUGAUCGCCCAAAGCUUCCACUUAUCCAAGCCACGAUCAUGGAAACACUGCGCCUUGGAAACGUUGCCGAGACAGCUAUUCCUCAUUAUACUCUGAAGGACACCACACUUGGUGACUAUCGAGUUCCAAAGGACACAGUGGUGAUGGUUAAUCUGCAAUACGUUCAUCUUGAUCCAAAAUGUUGGGAAAAUCCCAACUGUUUCAAUCCUCAUCGUCACAUUGAUGCCGAUGGGCAGCUCAUUACUAACUCUGGCAACUUCCUGCCUUUCUCCGCUGGACGUCGGGUUUGUGCUGGCGAGGCACUGGCAAAGGUAAGAAAAUUUAUUUUAUUUGCUCAGGGAUGUAUAGAAUUUACAAAGUACGUCUUUGCUUAGGCUCUCAGCUAAGCUGUAAAAGCUUUUACCACACCCUUUUCUUUUAGUUCCCACACCCUUUCUUUCAGUCUCGUACCCAGGCCAGUUCGCGUUAUCCAGGUGACUAGAGGAAGCUUGGAACCGAGCGCGAAUUUCCUAACAUGCUUCACAGGUGACAUUACAUCCAAAAUCGUUGAGGACGACUGGGAUUGAGGCUUCCUUUUUUUUUUUACUUUAUUCAUUCUAUUCGAGUUGAAAGAAAAAAAAGAGUUAGAGUAAGCCUUGAAAAUCUCCGUCCUUUCCAGACACUUCUCAAACUCAUUAAUAAUUCAUUAAGAAAAUACAAAGGAAAUUAAUGUUUAAUGAGUGUUUGGAAAUCAGAUGAAACACUGCUUAGUAUUUGCAUCCUUAAUUUCUCCUUCAAAAAUGAUUUUGUUUGAAUCAAACAUUCGACACAGUGUUUCAUCACCAGAUGAAACACCUCGAAGUUCGUCAAAAAUACUCCGCUGCGCGUCGUAUUUUCAACUCUCUUCUCGGUGUUUCAUCUGGUGAUGAAACACUGCAUCUCAUGCUCGAUAUAUUACUUACCAUAUAAAUCAGAAUCUCACGGCAAAAUCUGGUUUUGGUGAUAUGCCAAACAGCCCUGAUCUUAUGUUGAUACUGUUUUCUAGGUGGAGCUGUUUCUGUUUUUGUCCUGGAUGCUGCAUAAGUUCACAUUUUUGCAGUCAGAUGAAGGAAGUCCUCCUGAUCUUGAAGGAGUUUCUGGUUUUACUCGAUUCCCAGCUCCAUACAAGAUGCGAGUUCUAAAACGCGAUUAGAUACUUGUAAAAAGUUGCAUAAAAGAACUCAGCUUCAUUAAUUUGAUUGACGGUAGAAGUAGAAAAAUUUGAACGAGAUAGUGAACUAAGGGCCUCGUCCAUAUGUCUUAGUUUUUGUUUUAAAAUGAAGAAUUUUUCCUCCGUUUUCAAAUAAAUCCGCGUCCACACGUUUCGUUUAUUAAUCGUUUUUGUACGUCAACACGAAAACUCAACAGUGACUGAAAACGUACCAUCUCUGAUGGGAGCAUGCUCAUUUUCUGGUAUCUGAGCCUAAUCCGUCUUAUCUCGUGCACGGGAUAGGCUGGAUCCAACAAAGUGACGUAAUCGUCUUCAAAACCUCAGUUUUCAUCCAUACGCACGAAUACAGCACAACGGCGUUUUCAAAAAUCCCCGCUCCGGAGAGCUUUUUUUGAGAAGAUGCGUGUAUUCGGAGACGGUUUCCACCGGUUAAUAGUGUGGGCGACAACCCAAACCGGCAAAAAACUCUCCGUUUUCAAAUAAAAAAGGAUAU